Messenger RNA from Telopea speciosissima, 939 nucleotides. RefSeq names its product transcription factor-like protein DPB. Lineage: Eukaryota; Viridiplantae; Streptophyta; Magnoliopsida; Proteales; Proteaceae. The record is from RefSeq and is a predicted model, not a curated record. The coding region runs from base 16 to 873 and encodes 285 amino acids. Gene Ontology annotation, molecular function: DNA-binding transcription factor activity, RNA polymerase II-specific; RNA polymerase II transcription regulatory region sequence-specific DNA binding. Gene Ontology annotation, biological process: regulation of transcription by RNA polymerase II; regulation of cell cycle. The transcript is spliced from 10 exons. Gene Ontology annotation, cellular component: nucleus; transcription regulator complex.
GCUUAGACUAGAUAAAUGCAAUUGGAAGGUGAUUGUUCUGCCGAUUCAAUGGACAAGAACUCCCACAAAGACUGCAGCCGAAGACGUUCAAGUAUUGGGACAGCUGUUUCAUCUACAAGUGAUUGUGGUGUUGUUGUGACUGGAUCUGAGAAUAUCAUGGGAGCAAAUAACAUGGGUACCCGGAAAGAGAAUAUCAGCACUAAAAAGAAGAAAAGAGUUUCACGGAUUAUAGAUGGGGGACUUCGUGAAUUAAGCAUCAUAGUUUGUAAGAAGGUUGAGUGCAAGGGAAGAACCACAUACAGUGAGGUUGCGGAUGAAAUUAUAGUUGAAUCUGCUGCAAAACGCAAUAAUUCCAUGUCUUUGGAUGAGCAGUUUGAUGAGAAGAACAUACGAAGACGGGUUUACGAUGCAAUAAAUGUCCUCAUGGCACUGAAUAUUGUAACUAAAGACAAGAAGGAAAUCCAGUGGAAGGGACUCCCCUGUACGGACACAAAGGAUCUGGAAGAUCUAGAGGGAGUGCGGAUCAAGCUUAUAAAUUCGAUCCAAAAGAAAGCAGCCUACUUGCAAGAUUUGGAAGAGCAAAUUGUAGGUAUCCAGAACCUGAUUCGGCGCAAUCAACAAAUGGACAUGUCUGGAAUUUCUUCGGAAGGGUUUUCUUUGCCUUUUAUAUUGGUUCAAACCCGUCCGCAUGCUACAGUUGAAAUUGAGAUCUCUGAAGACAUGCAGCUGGUGCACUUUGACUUUAACUGCACACCUUUCUCCUUGCAUGACGAUGCAUACAUUCUCAAGUUAAUGCAGUAUUACCACUUGCCGAGGAGUCGAUGUGUUACCCAGAGAAGAGUGGCUCACUCAUCUUCAAGCUUUGAUCCUUGACAGUUUAGAGAAGUACCCUGGGCUCCAUGACAUUCUGGAAUUCUAAAAUUGAUGACAUGGUAGUUU